Molecule: messenger RNA, 2303 nt
Organism: Mesocricetus auratus (golden hamster)
Lineage: Eukaryota; Metazoa; Chordata; Mammalia; Rodentia; Cricetidae
Gene: Aplp1
Product: amyloid beta precursor like protein 1
Exons: 17
Coding region: 41-2014 (657 amino acids)
Biological process (GO): axonogenesis; central nervous system development
Cellular component (GO): plasma membrane; Golgi apparatus
Molecular function (GO): heparin binding; transition metal ion binding; alpha-2C adrenergic receptor binding
Source: RefSeq, a predicted model, not a curated record
GGGCGGGAGCGCAGGGGACUUGAGGGCGCGAGGCCCGAACAUGGGGCCCGCCAGCCCCGCCGCUCGCGGUCAGGGCCGCCGCCAGGGCUCGCCGCCGCCGCCGCUGCCGCUGCUGCUGCCACUGUCGCUGCUGCUGCUGCUUCUGCGCGCGCAGCUCGCCGUCGGGAGCCUGGCCGGUGGGAGCCCCGGCGCGGCCGAGGCUCCGGGGUCAGCCCAGGUGGCUGGACUAUGUGGGCGUCUGACCCUCCAUCGGGACCUGCGCACCGGUCGCUGGGAGCCAGACCCCCAGCGAUCGCGACGCUGUCUCCUGGACCCGCAGCGCGUGCUGGAGUACUGCAGACAGAUGUACCCCGAGCUGCACAUCGCGCGUGUGGAGCAGGCUGCGCAGGCCAUCCCAGUGGAGCGCUGGUGUGGGGGCACCCGAAGCGGCAGAUGUGCCCACCCCCACCAUGAAGUUGUGCCCUUCCACUGCCUGCCUGGUGAGUUCGUAAGCGAAGCCCUGCUAGUGCCCGAAGGCUGUCGCUUCUUGCAUCAAGAGCGUAUGGACCAGUGUGAGAGCUCCGGCAGCAGGCAUCGCGAGGCCCAGGAGGCCUGCCGCUCCCAGGGUCUCAUCCUGCACGGCUCCGGCAUGCUUCUGCCCUGCGGCUCUGACCGGUUCCGAGGUGUGGAGUAUGUCUGCUGCCCGCCUCCAGCAACCCCCAACCCUUCCGGGAUGGCAGUUGGUGACCCCUCUACCCGGUCCUGGCCCCUGGCGGGCAGAGCAGAGGGAGGUAAGGAUGAGGAAGAGGUCGAACCCUUCCCUCAGCCGGUAGACGAUUACUUCGUGGAGCCCCCUCAGGCUGAAGAGGAGGAGGAGGAGGAGGAAGGGGCCCCACCCCCCAGUUCCCACACUCCUGUCAUGAUCAGCACAGCCACUCCCACCCCAAGGCCCACUGAUGGCGUGGACGUUUACUUCGGCAUGCCCGGGGAAAUCAGCGAGCACGAGGGGUUCCUGAGGGCCAAGAUGGAUCUGGAGGAGCGGAGGAUGCGACAGAUUAAUGAGGUGAUGCGCGAGUGGGCCAUGGCCGACAACCAGUCAAAGAACCUACCGAAAGCGGACAGGCAGGCCCUGAACGAGCACUUCCAGUCCAUCCUGCAGACCCUGGAGGAACAAGUGUCCGGUGAGCGGCAGCGCCUGGUGGAGACCCACGCCACCAGGGUCAUCGCCCUGAUCAAUGACCAGCGGCGAGCUGCCCUGGAAGGCUUCCUGGCAGCCUUACAGGGCGAUCCGCCUCAGGCCGAGCGGGUUCUGACCGCCCUGAGGCGCUACCUGCGUGCCGAGCAGAAGGAGCAGAGGCACACCCUGAGACACUACCAGCACGUGGCCGCCGUGGAUCCCGAGAAGGCCCAGCAGAUGCGCUUCCAGGUGCAAACCCACCUUCAGGUGAUUGAGGAGCGGAUGAAUCAGAGCCUGGGGCUGCUUGACCAGAGCCCUCACCUGGCUCAGGAGCUGCGACCCCAGAUCCAGGAGCUUCUCCACUCUGAACGCUUGGGUCCCAGCGAACUGGAGGCCUCUGUGCCGGGGAGCAGCAGUGAAGACAAGGGUGGGCUUCAGCCUCUGGAAUCCAAGGAUGACACCCCGGUGACUCUUCCAAAAGGGUCCACAGAUCAAGACUCUUCCUCCCCGGGGAAAGAGAAGCUGUCCCCACUGGAGCAGUACGAGCAAAAGGUGAAUGCAUCUGUCCCAAGGGGUUUUCCCUUCCAUGCGUCUGAUAUCCAGCGGGAUGAACUGGCACCAGCUGGGACUGGAGUGUCCCGAGAGGCUGUGUCGGCUCUGCUGAUCAUGGGAGCCGGAGGGGGCUCCCUCAUUGUUCUGUCCUUGCUGCUUCUGCGCAAGAAGAAACCCUAUGGGACUAUCAGCCACGGAGUGGUGGAGGUGGACCCCAUGCUGACCCUGGAGGAGCAGCAACUCCGGGAACUUCAGCGGCAUGGCUACGAGAACCCCACCUACCGCUUCCUGGAGGAACGACCCUGACCCCGCCCCCGGCUGAGCCCACACUGCCCCUCUUCCUGGCCCUCAGUCCCAACUCCCAGCCUCGGGUGGGGGAGGGAGAUCUUGACAAAUUCGUUCUUAUUUUCCCUUUCCCGGUUCAAAAUUCCACGCCCCCAUCCUAGAAAUUCCUAGCUGCUGCCCUUAAUUUAUUUUAUGUUAAUUUAUUGCUCCUUUAAGGUGACAGCCACCCGGGUCCCAGUGUAUGUCGCCCCCUGGAAUUCACUGUCCCGUUUCUUCACUAACACCCCAAUAAAGCUGUCUUUCCCCACCA